AGAAGAUUGUUAUGAUAAUUUUCUGUUGGUUUAAAAACAUUAAUAAUAAAUAAAUACUCAUUACUGUAGUUUAUAAUUAGAUACUGAAUAUGGCCUCUUCAUCGUCAUUAGAAAAUUUGGAAACACAGUUAGAAAUGUUUAUAGAAAAUGUUCGUCAAAUCCACAUUAUUGUAAGUGAUUUUCAGCCCCAGAGCCAAAAUGUAUUAAAUCAAAAAUUACAAGCAUUAGUCCAUGGCCUACAAGAAGUUGACAAGCUCAAAGCACAAGUACAGGAUGUUCACGUUCCAUUAGAAGUAUUUGACUACAUAGACCAAGGGCGCAAUCCUCAAUUAUACACAAAAGACUGUAUUGAAAAAGCUCUUGCCAAAAACGAACAAGUUAAAGGAAAGAUAGAUGCUUAUAGGAAAUUCAAAGCUAACAUGUUGGUAGAACUCAGUAGAACAUUUCCUAAUGAAUUGAGCAAGUAUAGAGCUCUAAGGGGAGAUGAAUAAUGUAUAUUUUUAUUUAUCUAAAUGGUGUUUAGAUGUAAUUUGUUAAUGUUUAUAGUUUUUAACAACUAGAAUAGAUAAUUUGUAAUUUUGAUAUCAUGGUUAUAGUAUAAUGCAAUGAUAUACUUUUAAAAUACAUAAUUAUUUAUUGUCAA
This is a messenger RNA of Diabrotica balteata, 643 nucleotides long. The record is from the annotation of a GenBank genome assembly. NCBI's taxonomy places the organism in Eukaryota, Metazoa, Arthropoda, Insecta, Coleoptera, Chrysomelidae.